AAACACCACACUUGUUUCCUGCAUAACCUGCACUUGCAUUGCCUGUUAUCUGAUUGAGACCUACUGAAUGACUUACAGUUCUACCAAAAUGCUCAGGUUUUGUAAAAAACUAUUUCAGAGAGAAGUCUUUGAAGUAACCUCUGUGAUGGUGGGAACUUUUCUGCUGGUCACUUUGUUUUACUAUUCUGAUCAUUUCUCCACCUCAGACCACAAACUUCAAAUUGAGAUCAGAAACUAUGAACAUCACAUGCUGUCCUCAGUCAGAGAAUCCCCAAAAAUUGACCCCUCACCAAAAUGUGAAAGAAAUAUAUCUGUUGAACAGGUCCCGAACUUCAUCUCACUUCCUACUAACAUUAAAGACCUCCUCUACUACCGUCACUGCCGACAUUUUCCCAUGCUGCUUGACAUCCCCAACAAGUGUGGUGGAACCAAUGCAUCAUCUGACGUCUUCCUUCUACUGGUCAUCAAAAGUUCUGCCAUGAACUAUGACCGCAGAGAAGUGCUGCGCAAGACUUGGGCCAAGGAGAGACUGUCUAACGGCGUGUGGAUCCGAAGGAUCUUCAUCUCAGGAACAAUGAGCACGGGUCAUGAGAAGAAGAGACUAAAUCAACUCCUCAAGCUGGAGCAAAGCAAGUACAACGACAUAAUCCAAUGGGAUUUCAAGGACACGUUUUACAACCUCACGUUGAAACAAAUGCUCUUUUUGGAGUGGAUGGAGAGAAACUGCCCACGUGCCAACUUCCUGUUCAACGGUGACGAUGAUGUCUUUGCCAACACAGACAACAUGGUUCUGUAUCUCCAAAACUUUGAACGCGAAGGUGGAAGGAAGCACCUGUUUGCAGGUCAUCUGAUCUACAACGUGGGACCCAUCCGUUCUCCACAGAGUAAAUACUACGUUCCAGAGCAGCUCUAUGAGUCCAAGUUAUACCCUGCUUACUGUGGUGGUGGGGGCUUCCUUUUGUCUGGCUACACAGCUUCGGUCAUUUACGCCAAUUCACACUCCAUCCCCAUUCUUCCGAUUGACGACGUUUACAUGGGGAUGUGUCUGGCUCAGGCAGGGUUAAAACCGGAGCAUCAUCUUGGAGUGAGAACAGCUGGACUGCAUGUUCCUGGCAAGAAUAUUGAUAAGCUUGACCCUUGUUUCUUUAAAGAAAUGCUUCUUGUGCACAGAAUGCUGUCAGGAGAGAUGUAUACUCUGUGGCACAGAAUUCAUGAUCCAGACCUUCGGUGUGCCCCUCUCAAUUCAAGAUAGUAAACUGGAUGUUUUUUUGUUUUUUGUUUUUUCCCAGUAGUUUCUGCUCUAGAGCCAGGCAGAUUCUGUUCUAGAUCUAGAUCAACUGGUUCCGGCAGGGAUUUUUCAGUUAUAGAUCCUAUUCUUUGAUUACUGUAACUAAAUUUCUCUAGACAGGGAGUUUGAUUUUCCACUUGCUUCAGUCACUGAUACAUUUGAAUGUACAACCAAUUUUUAAAGUUUCCUCAUAACAUAUGGGUUUUCAGUUAUGGCUCACAGAAAUAAAACUGGCUCAAACUUAGAGAUGGUGGGGAUAUACAUAUAAUUUAUUCGAUAAAUAUUAUUAAAUAUUGUCAUUAUGGAGACAAAUCAUUGUUCUGUGGUAAGCAAAAUGUGAGUAUGUCAAGCAGAGUUUUCUUUCAUGUACAUGAUGUAAAGGAUGUUGUAUGAAUUUUAAAGUUCUUAAUAAAACAAAAUUAUGGGUC
Messenger RNA from Xiphophorus hellerii (green swordtail), 1716 nucleotides. RefSeq names its product N-acetyllactosaminide beta-1,3-N-acetylglucosaminyltransferase 3-like. Lineage: Eukaryota; Metazoa; Chordata; Actinopteri; Cyprinodontiformes; Poeciliidae. Bases 68 to 1252 code for a protein of 394 amino acids. The record is from RefSeq and is a predicted model, not a curated record. Gene Ontology annotation, molecular function: hexosyltransferase activity; UDP-glycosyltransferase activity. The transcript is spliced from 2 exons. Gene Ontology annotation, biological process: poly-N-acetyllactosamine biosynthetic process; protein O-linked glycosylation. Gene Ontology annotation, cellular component: Golgi membrane.